Molecule: messenger RNA, 2119 nt
Organism: Phragmites australis (common reed)
Lineage: Eukaryota; Viridiplantae; Streptophyta; Magnoliopsida; Poales; Poaceae
Product: MACPF domain-containing protein CAD1-like
Exons: 6
Coding region: 288-1952 (554 amino acids)
Biological process (GO): regulation of salicylic acid mediated signaling pathway; plant-type hypersensitive response
Cellular component (GO): plasma membrane
Source: RefSeq, a predicted model, not a curated record
GAGAUACACAACCCAAAAGGAAAGAGAGGAAGAAAAGAAAAGCCAGUCAAACCCAACCACCUCAGCAGCGGAGUCGCCUUCCCUUCCUCCGGUCCUCCCCGGAAACCGUGUCCCCUUCUCUCUCUCUCUCUCUCUCUCUCUCUCGAGAUCAACAGCAACAGCGGCGGUCAGAAGCUUCCGUCGCGACAGCCCCCAACCUCCUGCUGGUCUCCCCCUCUCGUAAUCCGUGCGAAUCCCAAGGCGGCGGCGGAGGAGGAGGAGCGGAGGGGGGCCAUCACCCACCACCCAUGAGCCUCGCUGGCUCCGCCCUGGAGGCGGCGCUGCAGGCGGUGGGGCGCGGCCUCGACGCCGCCGGCGACCACCGCCUGCUCUACUGCAAGGGCGCCGGGAGGCUCGUGGCUCUCGACGAGGCCCGCGCGAGGGACCUCCCCUUCAGCGGCGGUGGCGUGCUCCCGGGUGUGCCCCCUGACGUCGAGGUCGAGCAGUACCGCGGCAGCCCCGAGCGCGUCCGCCCCGCUUCCCCCAGCGCUGCCGCUGACGAGCCCUUCGUCUGCAGCUUCCAGAAGAUGGCUGAGCAUUUCAACAGGAAGUCAGGCUUGGUGGAGACAGUACCGCUGGGUUCCUUCAACUCACUGUUCAGCUUCACUGGUUCCUGGAAGAAUGACGCAGCAGCUACGAAGGCCCUUGCGAUCGAUGGCUACGCCGUGCCUCUGUUUAGAGUGAAAAUAACAAGUUCCGAGCUGACUCUGCUUGAGAGCAUCAAGCGCGCGAUUCCAUAUAGUUGGGAUCCAUCAGCAUUGGCUAGCUUUAUUGAGAAUUACGGCACACAUAUUAUUAUUUCUGUUACUGUUGGUGGCAAGGAUGAAGUAUACAUAAAGCAGCAUUCGUCAUCCCAAUUGUCAGAGCUGGAGUUCAAAAAUUAUGUGAGGGAAAUUGGGAGGGAAAGAUUUUCAGAUGCGGAAAACAAGUCAAAUGCGACUCCUAUCAAUUACAGUGAGAAGGAUAUGACAGUAAUAUUCAGAAGGAGGGGUGGUUGUGAUCUUGUUCAGAGUUUUAGUGAUUGGAAAGGAACUGUUACCUCGGCACCAGAUGUCAUAGGCAUGACAUUUCUCCCAAUUGUCUCUCUUGUUGAUGAUAUACCUGGAAAGAAGCACCUUGCUCGUGCCGUUGAUCUAUACUUGACAUACAAACCUCCAAUUGAAGAGUUGCAGUACUUCUUAGAUUUCCAAGUCCCACUAGUUUGGGCUCCAGUACCACCAGGUAUUGCUGGUCACCAUAGGAAGGAACCUGUCUGCCCGUCACUUCAGUUUAGUUUGAUGGGCCCAAAGCUCUUCAUCAGCACAGAACAGAUCUCUGUUGGACGUAGACCGGUCAUUGGACUCAAGCUGUGUUUGGAAGGAGCCAAACAGAAUCGCCUAGCUAUUCAUUUGCAGCACCUUGGCUCAUUACCGAAAAUAUUCCUACCACAUUGGGACUCACAUAUCACAAUUGGACCUCCAAAAUGGCAAGGCCCUGAAGAGCAGGAUAGCCGAUGGUUUGAACCAAUCAAGUGGAAGAAUUUUGCUCAUGUCAGCACUGCGCCCAUAGAGUACACUGAAACAAAUAUUACAGACCUAUCUGGUGUUUAUAUUGUUACGGGAGCACAAUUUGGAGUGUGGGAUUUUGGUGCAAAGAGUGUUCUCCACCUUAAACUCUUGUUCUCCAGAGUUCCUGGGUGCACAAUUAGAAGAUCAGUUUGGGACCACAGCCCAUCAAGCUCUUCGAUUCUUAAAACAGAUGAAUACUCAUCAUCCUCAAGUGAUAAUGCUAAACUUGUGAAGAUAGUUGACAUGACAGAGACAUUGAAGGGCCCGCAAGAUGCACCUGGCCACUGGCUGGUCACAGGAGCUAAGUUGGGUGUCGAGAAGGGAAGGAUUCUUGUGCGUGCAAAAUACUCCUUAUUGAAUUAUUGACCAAAAUGUUUAAAGCAUUCAUUCACUCACUCUACUAUGACGCACCGUUUUUAAAGAUAGCAUUUGUUCUUUUGUUCCUCAUGUAUUGCUCUCCUUCCUCAUGUAACAUGAUGUGGAUCUAUGUUUCUUGUUGAUGCGAUGAGUAAAGAAGUUUCAUGCUUCUUCUU